AUGUCGGAAGUAUGGGCAGACCAGCUUCCUCGAGAUUAUGGCGGCACCGUGGAUUUCGACAUUCUGGGCACUGCUUGGAGCGAGGAGGACUGCGAACGCUGUGUCUCCAGCUGCAGGCUUGCACUCCAGCAGGAUGUUCGCGAGCGCCAGUCCACAGAAAACCACUGCUACAGUGCUGACAAACCCUGGCCUCGAAUCCAGCAGCUUUUUGUCCUCAGUGUUCUUCUGCUUCUAGCAUUGUAUGGCAUUCCGUAG
This is a messenger RNA of Symbiodinium pilosum, 255 nucleotides long. The record is from the annotation of a GenBank genome assembly. NCBI's taxonomy places the organism in Eukaryota, Dinophyceae, Suessiales, Symbiodiniaceae.